CCUGGCAUCAGCGGCUGGCGGCCGGGAGACCCGGAGGCAGGCAGCGAGUCAGAGCCCGUUUGGGGGCCAGCCGCCAGUCUAGCCGCUGGCGGGCCAGGCCCGGGCUCGGGCUGGGGCGGCAUGAAGUGUCUGGUCACGGGCGGUAACGUAAAGGUGCUCGGCAAGGCCGUCCACUCCCUGUCCCGUAUCGGGGACGAGCUCUACCUGGAGCCCCUGGAGGACGGGCUCUCCCUUCGGACUGUCAACUCCUCCCGCUCCGCAUAUGCCUGCUUCCUCUUUGCCCCGCUCUUCUUCCAGCAAUACCAGGCGGCCACCCCUGGUCAGGACCCCCUGCGCUGUAAGAUCCUGAUGAAGUCGUUCCUGUCCGUCUUUCGCUCUCUGACAAUGCUGGAGAAGACCGUGGAGAAAUGCUGCAUCUCCCUGAAUAGCAGGAGCAGCCGCCUGGUGGUCCAGCUGCACUGCAAAUAUGGGGUGAGGAAGACUCACAACCUGUCCUUCCAGGACUGCGAGUCCCUGCAGGCUGUCUUCGACCCAGCCUUGUGCCCCCAUGUGCUCCGUGCCCCAGCCAGGGUCCUAGGGGAGGCUGUUCUGCCCUUCCCCCCUGCACUGGCUGAAGUGACGCUGGGCAUUGGCCGUGGCCGCAGGGUCAUCCUGCGUAGCUACCAGGAGGAGGAGGCAGACAGCACCGUCAAAGCCAUGGUGACUGAGAUGAGCAUUGGGGAGGAGGAUUUCCAGCAGCUGCAGGCCCAAGAAGGCGUGGCCAUCACUUUCUGUCUCAAGGAAUUCCGGGGGCUCCUGAGCUUCGCAGAGCCAGCAAACUUGUCUCUUAGCAUUCACUUCGAUGCUCCCGGCAGGCCAGCCAUCUUUGCCGUUGAGGACUCUCUGCUGAACGGCCACUUUGUCCUGGCCACCCUCUCGGAGCCAUACCCGCACUCCCAGGACCUGCGCUCCCCAGAGCCCUGCCGGCCAGCGCCUCAGCUCCAGGCCCACAGCACACCCCACCUGGACGACUUUGCCAAUGACGACAUUGACUCUUAUAUGAUCGCCAUGGAAACCACUGUGGGCAGUGAGGGCUCACGGGCACUGCCCUCCAUCUCACUUUCACCUGGCCUCCAGCCCCCCUGUAGCCUUGGCCCCCACUCAGAGGAGGAAGAUGAAGCUGAGCCCAGUACAGUGCCUGGGACUCCCCCACCCAAGAAGUUCCGCUCCCUGUUCUUUGGCUCCAUCCUUGCCCCUGCAUACUCCCCCCAGGGCCCCAGCCCUGUGCUGGCGGAAGACAGUGAGGGCGAAGGCUGAACUGACCUCCUCAAGUCUGUGUCGAGGCCCUGGACUAGAUGCAGCCAGCCUCCCCCUUCCCGCAGCACCGGCCAGGGGCAGGGUGGGGUUGCCACCUUAGUGGGUGGUAAAGGUGGGCUGUGCUGGAGCUCCGCUGGCUGGCCCUGCCGUCUCCUCAGGCCCCACCCGGCUAUCAGCGACUGGCCUGGGUCCUGUCAUCGCCCUCCAACCCCCAACCAAUCAUGUGUGUUCCCAGGCUUGGCGCUGAGCUGCCAUCCGAUGGGAAGUCCCUUGCUUCUUACUCCAACCAUGUGGCCCGGGCUAGGACCCCUGCGUUCCUCAAGCCUACCUCCCUAAGAAAAAAAUCACAGUGGGGCUGCUGGCCCCUGCUGAUCCACUUUCUCUGCCAAUCAUGACCUGUCCCUCCUUUCAAUUCUGGGCACACCUCUGUGAUCUGCUGUGGCUGGCACAGACUUGUUUUUUUCCUGAUAUUCUUUGGCCCUGGCUUGGAAUUCUGAGAGCCCCUGUGGACCUGAAUUUGUGGCUGGGAUUGCCCUGGCUAGGGCCUCUUGCCCAGUAAG
Messenger RNA from Diceros bicornis minor, 1856 nucleotides. RefSeq names its product RAD9 checkpoint clamp component A (gene RAD9A). Gene Ontology annotation, biological process: mitotic intra-S DNA damage checkpoint signaling; DNA replication checkpoint signaling; cellular response to ionizing radiation. The record is from RefSeq and is a predicted model, not a curated record. NCBI's taxonomy places the organism in Eukaryota, Metazoa, Chordata, Mammalia, Perissodactyla, Rhinocerotidae. The transcript is spliced from 11 exons. The coding region runs from base 121 to 1296 and encodes 391 amino acids. Gene Ontology annotation, cellular component: checkpoint clamp complex.